Messenger RNA from Cryptosporidium ubiquitum, 1089 nucleotides. RefSeq lists its product as uncharacterized. The transcript has a single exon. NCBI's taxonomy places the organism in Eukaryota, Apicomplexa, Conoidasida, Eucoccidiorida, Cryptosporidiidae. The record is from RefSeq and is a predicted model, not a curated record. The coding region runs from base 1 to 1089 and encodes 362 amino acids.
AUGCAAAAAACAAGUGAACAAAGCGAAUUAUUUGAUUAUUAUGGACAAAUCUUUCUGAACUACAAUAAUGUAUCUAACAAAAAAAAAAUCUCGGAUUCAGGAAAUUUUUCCAACAUGAAAUAUAAAAUUGAUCAAAAAACAUUUGAAAAAAACUCAAGUGCUACAAAAAGUUGUCAGUGCAUUAUUAACACGGAUAAAAUAAUUGAAGAACUAGAGUUAAAAAGUUACUUGGACUUCGAAAAAAAAACUUGUUGCCGUGAUUAUUGUAAAAUAAAUGGAAAUAAUAUUAGUUUUGAUGAAAAAUUCAAUGGCUGGUCAAGAUAUCCUUUAAAAAUAAGUAAAUUUGAAGAAGAAAACGUUAAAAAUUGGGACCUUUCUUACCAUGGGACAACUCAUAAAGCAAUAAAAAAUAUAUUAAAAGAGAAAAAGUUAGUAAUUCCAAAUAAUAAAACUGUUCAUAUUCGAAAAGGACAUAUCCCAAACCAGUUUUUUAUUUUUACUUCACCAUCACUUUUAUAUGCAAGCUUUGGACUGUACUCUGCACCAUUUAAAAUAAAGGAGUGCCAAAAAUGGUGGCAAAUUGUCGUUGAAAUUGUUCAAAAACCUAAUUCUUAUGUUAAAGAGUGGGAAACUAGUGGAUUAGGUAGUUAUGAAUUUGACAAAUAUAUAGGAAAUAAUGAGCUUGAAUGGAAAUCCAAUCAAGAAAACAAGAAUUUAAUUAAAGCAGUUUUAGUGAGAGAAAUAAAAAAUAUAGAACCUCCUAUUUGCCAAUAUCCUGUGGGAACAUAUUUUUUGCAUGAUGAUAAAUGGUGGUAUCAACCUUAUGAUGGAAAUACUCCUUUUUGUCCUAAUGAAAUAUCUUCUAAUUGUAAUUGUUAUUUGAAGAGAGGAUCCCGAAUUAAAGGGAGCAUUUGUCCAAUAGUUAAUUUUAGAUUUAGUCAAUUAAAGAAAAAACAAAUCUAUACAUCAAUAGAAAAAUACUUGAGAUCAUUUCAAAUGUUGAAACCUAAUGAAAAUAAAUCAAUUAGUAAUUUCGAAAAAGGUCUAUCGCAGAAAAUCCUUAUUAAAAUGAAUCAAAACUAUAUUUAA